This is a messenger RNA of Populus trichocarpa (black cottonwood), 3521 nucleotides long. Its product is annotated as probable LRR receptor-like serine/threonine-protein kinase At5g45780. Gene Ontology annotation, biological process: protein phosphorylation. The record is from RefSeq and is a predicted model, not a curated record. Lineage: Eukaryota; Viridiplantae; Streptophyta; Magnoliopsida; Malpighiales; Salicaceae. Gene Ontology annotation, molecular function: protein binding; ATP binding; protein kinase activity. Bases 365 to 2218 code for a protein of 617 amino acids. The transcript has 12 exons.
AAUGAUUAGCUCUGAUAUACGAGGGAAAGGAGGGAGACAAGGGGAGCGAAUCUCGAGGUUGUCCAAACCAUAUCGGAGCCAUUCUUCUCGUCUUUCACGAUCUUCCAUCACGCCAAUGAAAAAGAAAUCACGUUUCUUUUUUUAUUGUAGUAUAUAUUUAUUUUUAUUAUUUCCCUUCUUGCGUAUAGAAAGAUUAAAUAAAAUAUAGAGGGGUAGUAAGCAGCUAGCAGGUAGGCGUUUGACUCCAGGACAUGAAGACAACACCCGAAUCCAAUUAGUCCUUUUAUCGGCCCCCUUUCCUUUACUCCUGUCAGAAAAAGUAGGGCAGUGUUCGGUUGGCUUCCUCAUCGGUACAGAAAGUAACAUGGCGGCCAUUUUGUUCCGUACCUUUUUAGUAAUAUUUUGGGUGCGUUUAACUCAAGCUACUGAUACUCUUCUUUCUCCAAAAGGUGUUAACUAUGAAGUGGCAGCAUUGAUGGCUGUGAAGAGAGAAAUGAGAGAUGAGAUAGGUGCAAUGAAUGGUUGGGAUUUGAACUCUGUUGAUCCUUGCACUUGGAAUAUGAUUAGUUGCUCUACUGAAGGCUUCGUCAUCUCCCUUGAAAUGGCAAGUGUGGGAUUAUCAGGAACUCUUUCGCCUAGCAUUGGGAAUUUGAUUCACCUAAGGACAAUGCUAUUGCAGAACAAUCAUUUAUCUGGUCCCAUUCCAGAAGAGAUAGGAAAGCUUUCAGAGCUUCAAACGCUUGACCUCUCAGGUAACCAGUUCGGUGGUGGUAUUCCGAGCUCUUUGGGCUUUCUGACCCAUCUAAGUUACUUGCGACUCAGCAAAAACAAUUUAUCUGGACAGAUUCCAAGACUGGUGGCCAGUCUUACUGGACUUUCAUUCUUGGAUUUAUCAUUUAACAAUCUUAGUGGUCCAACUCCAAAAAUAUUAGCUAAAGGUUACAGUAUUACAGGGAAUAGCUAUCUUUGCACUUCCUCACAUGCACAAAAUUGCAUGGGUAUCUCUAAGCCCGUGAACGCAGAGACAGUUUCAUCUGAGCAAGCCAGCAGUCAUCAUCGGUGGGUGCUCUCUGUUGCCAUAGGUAUCAGCUCCACCUUUGUGAUUUCUGUAAUGCUGCUUGUCUGUUGGGUGCAUUGUUAUAGAUCUCGUCUACUCUUCACAUCAUAUGUGCAGCAAGAUUAUGAAUUUGAUAUUGGUCAUUUGAAGAGGUUUUCGUUCCGUGAACUACAAAUUGCUACAAGCAACUUUAGUCCGAAAAAUAUCUUAGGGCAAGGUGGAUAUGGAGUGGUUUACAAAGGAUGUCUCCCAAAUAAAACCUUCAUUGCAGUUAAAAGGCUGAAGGAUCCAAGUUUUGCUGGAGAAGUGCAGUUUCAAACUGAAGUGGAAAUGAUUGGCUUGGCUCUACAUCGAAACCUCUUAAGUCUACAUGGAUUCUGUAUGACACCUGAUGAGAGGUUGCUUGUUUAUCCUUACAUGCCAAAUGGCAGUGUUGCUGACCGCCUGAGAGAGACUUGUCGAGAAAAACCAUCUUUGGAUUGGAACAGACGGAUACACGUUGCCCUUGGGGCUGCUCGUGGACUUCUAUACUUGCAUGAACAAUGCAAUCCAAAGAUAAUUCACAGGGAUGUUAAAGCUGCAAACAUUUUGCUUGAUGAAGGUUUUGAAGCUGUAGUUGGGGAUUUCGGUCUUGCUAAGUUGUUGGAUCUUAGAGAUUCACAUGUCACUACUGCAGUGCGGGGGACUGUAGGACACAUUGCACCUGAGUAUCUUUCAACUGGGCAAUCAUCUGAGAAAACUGAUGUUUUUGGAUUUGGCAUACUACUUUUGGAACUCAUAACAGGGCAAAAGGCAUUAGAUGCUGGAAAUGGUCAAGUUCAGAAGAGAAUGAUUCUUGACUGGGUUAGAACUUUGAAUGAGGAGAAGAGGUUGGAAGUGCUAGUGGAUAGGGAUCUGAAGGGGUGUUUUGAUGCGUUGGAGCUGGAAAAAGCUGUGGAGCUGGCUCUGAAGUGUACUCAGUCACAUCCUAACCUUCGGCCAAAGAUGUCAGAAGUCUUGAAGGUCCUGGAAGGUCUUGUUGGGCAGUCAGCUAUGGAAGAAUCACAAGGAGCACCUAAUAUUGGUGAGGUAAGGGCAUGCAGUUUCUCGAGGCAUGAUAGAGAUGUUCAUGAGGAAUCUUCUUUCAUCAUUGAAGCAAUGGAGCUUUCGGGACCUCGGUGACCAAGAUAUGCUCAUGUCCAAUUCGAAAGUUUAAACAUAGGUGGGUUCAUCCUCGUACUUGAUUCUCUACAGAAGAUGUGAAAGGUGAUCCACUAAUGGUUCCAGAAGUCUUAUGUUUAUCCUAUCAUGGAAAUACUGCACCUCGUGAUUAUCAUGGACAGAAACUUCAAACAAUACACUCCUAAUUGUCUUCAGAGCCAUUAAUUUUCAUGAAGAGCACGCCUCCAGCUAACAUCCACACACAUGGCAUGCAAAUACAACUUCCACUCUGCUAGAAAUGACAAAUCAAGUGGCAUCCACUCUGCUGAUGAUCCUUACCAAGGACUCACGCCCUCCUUAUAAAUCCCACCAGACGACUUGAUUAAUGACUAGCUGUCAAUGCACAUGCCAUCUCUACAAUUUGCUGCUAGACCAAUGGCUUGUCCUCAUAAUUGAAGGCUGCUACGUGUACAACCUGGCUGGCACUUAUCAGUAGGCCCUACUGUCAUUUGCUUAUGGUGAAGGGAAUCUGAUCAUCUUCGUGCACAAGUAGGGAGGGGGUCAGUUAAGAUUUCACAUGCUGAAAUGAAUAUCACUCAGUCGUAGCAUUGAAAGGGAAUAGACAUGGUAAUUAUUUAGAUUAUGACCUCGAACGCCCCAAGUAUCACUCAAGUUUUUUCCUGGUUCUGCCCUCUACUUUAAUCAUGUCGAUGGUUAGUACCCAUGGUUUCACCUUUGGACUUUCAAGCAAUGGUUGGUCCUUCAAUCGCGCAGAUCCUUGACAACAGAGGGUCCAGAACCUUAAAGGUUGGAAGCUAAUUAGGUGGUAACUUCCAGAACUCAAGUAUACCUACCCUAGGUGAACAUUAACUCAUUUAUUUAGUUAUGUAAACAGCAGUAGCAAAUGAGAGAGGACUUCUGUUCUUGAUUCGUUUCCAGCAUCAGUUCUUUAUUAAAAUAAAAGAAAAGAACAAAAGAGAGGGUGGCAAAUGGCAUGCACGUAAAGAAUAUUUCGAUGCUCUCCGUGGAAGAAACCUGGGAGUGAGUGUGAUGCUGAUACCAACUCCUGUAAGCAGGACAGCAUCUAUGGAAAACGAUGGCAAGCUUUUCAUCACCUGAGCAUCCCUGGCCGCCUCAGUUUUUGGUUCUUCGAUUUCUCAAGACAGCAGCUUCCUCGCUUUGCCCCUUCAAAACGUUACGUUUGGAUUCAUACGCUCAGACAUAAUAUUAAUUCUUUGCGUGUCUUCUGUUGUUUCCAAUCUUUGUCAUUUAUUUUUGCUAAAUUCAAAUUACAUGAAAGAUUAUAUCAUUUACGUUUCUGUUA